AUGGCGCUCCUAUCUGAUGUCUUUUUCGGUUCAAAAACGAGUUCUGUCUUCUUGUUCUACAUCGCUAUAUCCUUCGCGGCAUACUAUCUCAUCUGGACCGUCUACGCUCGAACCCUCCAUCCACUAGCUAAGGUUCCAGGGCCAUUUUGGCCUUCAGUCUCGCGAACAUGGCUUAUGUGGCACCAUCACAAAGGCGAUAUUGAGAUUGUCGAGCGCGUUCUUCAUAGGAAAUAUGGCCCGAUUAUUCGGAUCGCACCCGAUGAGAUCGUCACAACCGAUACCACGGCCAUUCCGUAUAUCUACCCAGUUCAGAAACCACUCGAGAAAACGGACUGGUAUAAACCGUGGCGGCCACAAGGACUAAACAGCCAACCGGAUCUAUUCACACAGACCAACGAGAAGGCUCACGCAGCGUAUCGGAGGAUUGUUGGAGGCGUAUAUUCACUUUCCAGUAUACUAAAGAAUGAAUCCCGGCUGGACGAGACAUUGGAACUCUUUCUAGAACGAAUGGAUAGCUUCGCUGAUAGCAAAGAAGCAUUCGAUUUUGGAUUUUGGCUCGAAAUGUACUCAUUUGAUAGCGUUGGCGUCGCGUUCUUUGGUCAAGCCUUUGGAUUCCUACGGGACAGCAUCGACUACAAAGGCUACAUCCACUCGGUUCAUCUUGCGAUGCCUUUCCUUACUCUCUUGACAGUGACUCCGUACUACAUGCGGCCAUUCCUGCUUCUGAUCGCUGUUUGUAUUCCGCGCUUACUGAAAGCUGUGCUGGCUGUAGAGGAUAUCAAGAAGACUGCAAUCAUAGAGACGAAGAUAGCCACCGAGAGAACACUGGAAGUGACUGAAAAGAGACCUGAUCUACUGUCUCAGUUGCUAGCAAUUGUGCAGGAAAAGGGAGAAAAGGUGAACUACUCACACAGAGAAAUUACGUCAGAUAUGUGGGUUGCAAUUAUGGCCGGAGCGGACAGUACAUCCAUCUCUAUGCGCUCCGUUUUCUACUUCCUAAUGAAGCACCCAGAGAAGCUCGAAAAAGCGCGUGCGGAAGUCGAUGCAGCCUUCGAGAAUGGCACACUAUCGUCCCCAGUUCAAUAUGGUCAACUCGCUUCACUUCCCUAUCUAGUAGCCACAGUCAAAGAAGCAUUACGAUUGUUCUCUGCCUUCGCAGUCUCGAUGCCUCGGUAUGCUCCUAGCCAGGGGAUCACACUUUGCGGGAAGCACAUUCCUGCAGGCUAUACCGUUGGAAUGAAUCCAGCUAUCGUUUCGCAUGACCCCAAUGUAUUUGGGGAAGAUGCACAUGAAUUUGUUCCCGAGCGAUGGCUACAGAGCGAAGACCGCACGAGGGUGAUGGAUAAGAGAAUCCUGAUCAGAGUUGCUAACAAUCAAUCCAAACUGAUGAGACUGACUGACUGA
This is a messenger RNA of Alternaria postmessia, 1404 nucleotides long. RefSeq lists its product as uncharacterized. Bases 1 to 1404 code for a protein of 467 amino acids. Gene Ontology annotation, molecular function: iron ion binding; heme binding; oxidoreductase activity, acting on paired donors, with incorporation or reduction of molecular oxygen. The record is from RefSeq and is a predicted model, not a curated record. NCBI's taxonomy places the organism in Eukaryota, Fungi, Ascomycota, Dothideomycetes, Pleosporales, Pleosporaceae. The transcript has 3 exons.